UGUUGUUAGCAUACUUGCAAAUGAUAUUCAACGAUAAAGCGCGGUGCGCAUGCGUCUGUUGUAUGGUGUGUGCGUGAAAGUGCGUAUGUGUGUACGUAUUAGUACGCUCUCCUGAAUCGCGCAAAAUACUUUACGCAUACACGAGUGGAUAUAUUUGCGCACGGUACAUAUCUGUGAACUGACAGCUGCCAGCACGAGAAACAGAAGUGGCAGAUCAUGUAAGAAUCUCUCGAGCUGACAAAAUAAUUAACCAUCCCACGAGCGGUUGCACUGCCAAAAAGAUACGUUAGAAGAGUUGGCAGAAUAGGCAGACGUAGGAACAGUAGCGGGCGAAGGAGUGGACGAUCCAGAGGCGGAAUGACACGUCCUCCUAAUAAUGACAAUCUUAUGACCUUUAAACUGGUCGUUGUUGGAGAUGGAGGGGUCGGCAAGAGUGCCCUUACGAUACAGUUUUUUCAGAAACUGUUUGUCGCAGAUUAUGAUCCAACUAUUGAAGAUAGUUAUAUUCAACAUACAGAGAUAGAUGGCCAAUGGUGUAUCUUGGAUGUAUUGGAUACGGCUGGUCAAGAAGAAUUUAGUGCUAUGCGUGAACAAUACAUGCGUAAAGGUGAUGGAUUUCUUUUGGUAUAUUCUGUAACUGAUAAACAGUCUUAUCAAAACAUUGUCAAUUUUCAUACUCAAAUUCUACGAGUGAAAGACAGAGAUAUUUAUCCUAUGCUAUUGGUAGCCAAUAAAGUUGAUUUAGUGCAUUUGAGAAAAGUCACAGAGGAACAGGGAAGAGAAUUGGCUCAUCGUUUGGGCAUACCUUAUAUUGAAACUUCUGCCAAAGAUCCACCCUUAAAUGUAGAUGCUGCAUUUCAUGAGGUUGUUCGUAUUAUUAAAAAUCAACCACCAGCUGAAUUGGAGAAAAAUCAAAGAAAACGGCGGCGUUCGAGGAAAUGUAACAUUUUAUAAGCUACAAAGACAGAGUAUAUGUACACACAAUUGUGUAAGAACUAAGGACCAUGGUGCUGCAUCAUAAUCGUGCAACGCCUUUAUUUCCGAGAGAGUCCUUGAGUUUAGAAGAAAGAAUUAUCAAAAAGAACGAUUCUUCUGUUCCUCAGUAUAAGAUACUCAGGAUUUAGCGUUCCUCGGAUACUCACGUGUCACUCAUAUGAUCUGUAAUAAUGCUACGUCGUUUUAUAUCGCCGUCCAUGAGAGUACACGAGGACAGGAAACGCGCGCAGGAUUGUAUCCAAGCGUGGGCGGAUAAGGUCCACUUGUGCGCGUGAACGAGACCAAAAAAGGAAAGCGCGCGAUACAUAUUUAUAACAAUAGAAACGCAAUUUGCGUAUACUUAAGUACGUUUGUGGACAUGCAUAGAUAACUAAGGCGUCAAACUAUUGAAUGUUGUUGCCGAUAACAAAGUGUGAAAAAAAAUUCGUCUUUUUAAAGCAAAGAAAAAGGCACAAUUAAUUCUUAUAAUUUUUUUUUUUAAUAUCAAAUACAAUCUCGUAACGAUUUCUCCAAAAUGCAGUUGCGUAUAUGUUGAAGAUUUAAUACUGUAUGUAAUAUUCACUUUUUACAGAGCGCUUUACGUUAUUUAUAUGACAUACAUACUUGAAGAUGUUAUCAAUCGAUGAAGUUAUUAUUUAUUUUACAAAUCUAAAAUUCAACACACGCAAUCUGUCAAGUACAGUAGAGUACAGUCGAUAAUCGAUCGAAAGAAAGAUAAUAGUAACAGAAUUUUUUAAUAUAGAAUAUAGUUUAUCGAUUAAAGGAUUCCUAUAUUUCUCAUAUAAUUUAUCUUGCAUAAUUUUAUUACUGGUAAAUUAAGAAAAUUUGAAUUUGAAAUGAGAAAAAAGUGAAAACUUCCAGCAAGAGCUUAGACUGAUCGUAAAAACCAAGUACAGUUACAAAAUUGAAAUUAGAAACGACCAUGACAUAUAUAUUACACGUUCAAUCGUGAGCAUUAAAGUCGCGAAAUAGCAAGAAAGAAAAAAAGGAUUAUUUUCAGAGUGAAAAAUCGAUAAUACCUUCGUCACCUGCUUCUAGAAGUUAAAGAAAAUUAUCUACGAAAUAUAUAUGUAUAAGUCAAUAUAUUGAACCAUUGUGAUAAUGAAAAUACGAUAAAAAAGAUUAUAAUGAAUGCAGAAGGUUGUGAUUGUCACAUCAUCGAAAGACUAACCGUGAUAAGGACGGUUGACUUUCCGAACCUCAGUAUCGAAAAACAUUCUUUCUUAAGAAUUAUCAUUGUCGUUCAUCCGCACGUUCACUACUAUUAUUACCGUCGUUCGUCGCAUCAAACGUGCGAAUGUACAACUUUUACAUUAUUGUGUAAAAAAAAUAUAACUACAUGGUAUAUAGUAAGGAAAAGACGAGAAAAUAAGUAGGCGCGAGUGUAACAUACAUUACUCUAUGUAUAUAUAUACACACACACACACACACACACACACAUAUGUGUGUAUAGUUACGAGAAUUAUAUAUUUUGAAAA
Molecule: messenger RNA, 2474 nt
Organism: Cataglyphis hispanica
Lineage: Eukaryota; Metazoa; Arthropoda; Insecta; Hymenoptera; Formicidae
Product: ras-related protein M-Ras-like
Exons: 5
Coding region: 358-954 (198 amino acids)
Biological process (GO): signal transduction
Cellular component (GO): plasma membrane
Molecular function (GO): GDP binding; GTPase activity; GTP binding
Source: RefSeq, a predicted model, not a curated record